AGUUUCAAUAAAACGCAACGCUAAUACUCCCAACAGAUAUGCUCGGCGCCCUAACAAAUGAAUCGUUAGUUAAACGGAACGGCGGAAAACGACGGCCAUAUUUUAAAAAGAUUCGUGGAAUUGCACGGCGCCUAUAUCACGCAACUGCAACUACAACUACAACAUGACUUCUCUACAUCACUCCGCCUUUCUCCGCCGCCGCUACGCUAACCCCGCCCCUCUGCCCCCGCCGCCGCCGCACACGGUUGUUCUCGCUGAAUUGUCGCUUCGACCGCCUCAAGCGCGGUGCUCUGCUAUUCGAUCAGCUGCUGAAAUGUCCUCGCAGACUCCUGCUCCUACGCUUUCGACAGUUACUAUUUCCUACGAUGAAUUGAAGGAUACAAGUGCUGAUUUAUCGGAGAAAAUAGAGCUCGGAUUUGGCCCGAACGGCCUCGGAAUUAUGUCCAUAUCGGAUGUGCCUGGUUAUCAGUUACUGCGUCAAAAUCUUCUAUGUCUUGCACCUAGAUUAGCUAGCCUCCCAGAAGAUGUAAAACGGAAACUUGAAGAUCCUAGCAGUAGGUACAAUUUUGGAUGGAGUCAUGGAAAAGAAAAACUCGAGUCCGGAAAACCAGCAGAUAUGUUGAAAGGCUCCUUCUAUGCCAAUCCGAUACUUGAUGUCCCCACAGAUGACCAAUCACUUGUUAAAAGGUAUCCUUCUUACUGUGGACAAAAUAUAUGGCCUCAUGAUGUAUUGCCAGAACUUGAACUGGCCUUUAAAGCUCUUGGAAAGUUGAUACUGGAUGUUGGGUUGCUGUUGGCGCACCAUUGUGAUCGAUAUACAUCAAAUGGGUUGAAAAUGCAUGAAAAUGGAAGUCUGCAGCAAAUACUUCUUCGGUCUCGAUGCCACAAAGGCCGUCUCCUUUAUUACUUUCCAUCCCAUCAGUGCACUUCUGUUGUAGAUGGUGAUGAUGGCUCUAUGUCAUCAUGGUGUGGAUGGCAUACAGAUCAUGGUUCCCUUACAGGUCUUACUUGUGCAAUUUUCACAAGAGAUGCUGUGGAAAUACCUUGUCCUGACAGCACUGCUGGCCUUUAUGUAAAAACACGUUCAGGUCAAAUAGUCAAAGUGGUGUAUGGGGAAGAUGAAAUUGCCUAUCAAAUAGGUGAAACAACGGAGAUACUGUCAGGAGGUCAACUUUGCGCAACACCACAUUGCGUUCGGGCACCAAAAGGGAAGGUGGCAUCUGGUGUUGAACGUUCUACAUUUGCAUUAUUUAUGCAGCCUAACUGGGAUGAAAAGCUUAUGUUUCCGGAGCUGGUGAAUAUUCAUGAGUUUAUCAUGCCAAAGGGGUCUAUUUCUUUUGGAGAUUACACCGAAAAAGUGCUGGACAAGUAUUACGACCUCAAUGCAUAAAACUGGAUGUUCUAUUCAACAUUGUUAAAUAGUAGAAAAGUUCAGCUUUUAUUUCCUCUUGCGUAAUUGCAAACUGUUCAUGGAUUCAUUUCUUGUAAAUCAACAAUUGUCAUUCUCUAUUAAUAUUGGUCUUAAAUAAUUGUUCUGCAAA
This is a messenger RNA of Salvia miltiorrhiza (redroot sage), 1541 nucleotides long. RefSeq lists its product as uncharacterized. The record is from RefSeq and is a predicted model, not a curated record. The transcript is spliced from 15 exons. NCBI's taxonomy places the organism in Eukaryota, Viridiplantae, Streptophyta, Magnoliopsida, Lamiales, Lamiaceae. Bases 164 to 1390 code for a protein of 408 amino acids.